Messenger RNA from Plectropomus leopardus (leopard coralgrouper), 7915 nucleotides. The record is from RefSeq and is a predicted model, not a curated record. NCBI's taxonomy places the organism in Eukaryota, Metazoa, Chordata, Actinopteri, Perciformes, Serranidae.
AUGUCUCGGUUCCUGGAUAUGGCGGAGUUUGGAGAAGCUGCUCGCUACCUUCGUCUCACCAACCUGGAGCAGCUGGCUGCCAAGGCCAUGGCCUUUGACGGUACAAAGCGCGUUUGGCUGCCUGAUGACGUGGAAGCGUACAUCGAAGUCGAGGUUAAAGAGCUGAAUGGAGACAAGACCGCCGUCGAGACCAAGGACGGACGGUUUCUGGUGGUCAAAGAGGCUGACCUGCAGCCGAUGAACCCUCCAAAGUUUGACAUGAUGGAGGACAUGGCCAUGUUGACGCACCUCAACGAGGCGUCUGUGCUCUUCAACAUGAGGAGGAGAUUCAGCAUGUGGAUGAUCUAUACGUACUCGGGUCUGUUCUGCGUGGCGAUCAACCCGUACAAAUGGCUGCCGGUCUAUACUGCUGCGGUGGUGGCGGGCUAUAAAGGGAGGCGUCGGGUGGAAACGCCGCCCCACAUCUACGCCAUCGCUGACAACGCCUACACCGACAUGCUGCAGAAUCGUGAGAACCAGUCGAUGUUGAUCACCGGAGAGUCCGGAGCAGGAAAAACGGUCAACACUAAGAGGGUGAUUCAGUACUUCGCCAUCAUCGCUGCGUUGGGGGGAAAACGUGAAAAAAGGAUUGUUGACUAAUUCUGUGUCUCUGCGUGUUUUCAGGGAUCUUUAGAGGACCAGAUCAUUGAGGCGAAUCCAGCCAUGGAGGCGUUCGGAAACGCUAAAACCAUCCGCAACGACAACUCGUCCCGCUUUGGAAAGUUCAUCAGAAUUCAUUUUGGGCCGACGGGGAGGCUGGCGUCCGCUGACAUCGACAUCUGUGAGUCACAUUCAUCAGAACAUCUUCUAGAAAAGUCCAGAGUUGUUUUCCAGCAGCCAGCAGAGAGAAGCUACCACAUCUACUACCAGAUCCUGUCCAAUCACAAGCCAGAACUACAAGACAUGCUGCUGGUCACCACCAACCCGUACGACUACGUCUUCUGCUCUCAGGGUGUGACCACAGUGGAAAGCAUCAAUGACGGAGAGGAGCUGAAGCUCACCGAUCACGCCAUGGACACACUGGGCUUCACCCCAGAGGAGAAGUACGGCUGCUAUAAGAUCGUUGGGGCCAUCAUGCACUUUGGUAACAUGAAGUUCAAGAAGAGGCAGCGAGAGGAGCAGGCUGAGGCCGACGGCACGGAGAGUGUGGAUAAAGCGGCCUACCUGAUGGGCAUCAGCUCUGCCGACCUGCUGAAGGGCCUGCUGAACCCUCGCGUCAAAGUCGGAAACGAGUUCAUCAUUAAAGGGCAGACUGUAGAACAGGUCAACUACGCAGUGGCAGCCCUCGCCAAAGCCACCUACGACCGUAUGUUUAAGUGGUUGGUGAGUCGCAUCAACUCGUCUUUAUACACGGCUCUGCCUCGUCAGUACUUCAUCGGAGUCCUCGACAUCGCUGGCUUCGAGAUCUUUGAGUUCAAUAACUUUGAGCAGCUGUGUAUCAACUUCACCAACGAGAAGCUGCAGCAGUUUUUCAACCACCACAUGUUCAUCCUGGAGCAGGAGGAGUACAAGACGGAGGGGAUAGAGUGGACCUUCAUAGACUUCGGCUUGGACUUACAGGCCUGCAUAGACCUCAUAGAGAAGCCCAUGGGUAUUCUGUCCAUCAUGGAGGAGGAGUGUAUGUUCCCAAAGGCCACAGACAACAGCUUUAAAACUAAACUCUACGAUAACCACUUUGGGAAGUCACCCAACUUCCAGCGUCCGCGGCUGGACAAGAAGCGCAAAUAUGAGACGCACUUUGAGUUGGUUCACUAUGCCGGAGUGGUGCCGUACAAUAUCACAGGCUGGCUGGACAAGAACAGAGAUCCUCUGAAUGAGACGGUGGUGGCUCUGUUCCAGAAAUCCUCCCACAAACUGAUGGCUGGACUGUUUGAGAACUACAUCAGCUCUGAGAUGGCCAGUGAUCCGAAGGCUGAAGGCAAACACAGGAAGAGGAAAGCAGCUUCCUUCCAGACAGUUUCGCAGUUACACAAAGAGAAUCUGAAGAAGCUGAUGGCCAACCUCCGCAGCACGCAGCCUCACUUUGUCCGCUGCAUCAUCCCCAACGACAACAAGACUCCAGGUUUGAUCGAUCCCUUCAUGGUCCUCCACCAGCUGAGGUGUAACGGAGUCCUUGAGGGGAUCAGGAUUUGCAGGAAAGGCUUUCCAAACCGUAUCCUGUACGCGGAGUUCAAACAACGUUAUCGCAUCCUGAAUCCUUCUGCGGUUCCAGAGGACUCGUUUGUGGACAGCAGGAAGGCCGUGGAGAAACUGCUGACCUCUCUGGACAUAGACCACACCCAGUACAAGUUCGGACACACCAAGGUGUUCUUUAAGGCCGGUCUGUUGGGUCAGCUGGAGGACAUGAGGGACAUCCGUCUGUCUCAGCUCCUCACCAUCGUUCAGGCCAUGGCCAGAGGGAAGCUGAUGAGGGUGCAACGGCAAAAGAUGAUGGUGGAAAGGGAUGCGGUAAUGGUGAUCCAGUUCAACCUGAGAGCGUUUUUCACCGUGAGGACUUGGCCAUGGAUGAUGUUGUUCUACAAGCUCCGCCCCCUGCUGAGGAGCGCCCAAAUUGAGAAGGAGCUGGCGGCUCUCAAUGAGGAGUUCAAAAAGUUAAAAGAGGCCUUUGACAGGUCAGAGGUAAAGCGUCGGGAGGCGGAGGAGCGGCAGGUAGAUUUGGUUCAGGAGAAAAACGACCUGGCUCUGCAGCUGCAAGCUGAGCAGGAAAACCUGGCGGAUGCAGAGGACCGCUGCAACCAGCUGAUUCAGUCCAAGAUCUCUCUGGAGUCGAAGCUGAAGGAGACGCAGGAACGCCUGGAGGACGAGGAGGAGGUGACCGCCAAGCUGAUGUCCAAGAAGCGUCAGCUGGAGGAAGAGGUGGUGUCCCUGAAGAAGGAUGUGGACGACCUGGAGAUGACUCUGGCUAAAGUGGAGAAAGAGAGACACGGAUUGGAGAACAAGGUGAAGAACCUGUCCCACGAGAUGUGUGUCCUGGAUGAAUCCAUAGUGUCUCUGACCAGAGAGAAAGCCGCCCUGCAGGAGGCUCACCAGCAGGCUCUGACUGACCUUCAGGCGCAGGAGGACAAGGUCAACAUGCUGGCCAAGGCCAAAGCUCGCCUGGAGCAGCAAGUGGACAACGUGGAGAGUUCAUUGGAGCAGGAGAAGAAGGCGAGGAUGGAAGUGGAGCGAACCAAAAGGAAGCUGGAGGGGGACCUGAAGCUGUCCAUGGACUCAGUGAGGGACAUGGAGAGCCAGAAGGAGGAGCUGGAGGAGAGACUGAAGAAAAAAGACUUUGAGUCGGGUCAGCUUCAGUCCAAACUGGAGGACGAGCAGAGUUUGGUCACUCAGCUUCAGAAGAAAAUCAAAGAGCUUCAGACUCGUAUCGAGGAGCUGGAGGAGGCGCUGGAGGCGGAGCGGGCUUGGCGCUCCAAAGCCGAGCGCCAGAGGAACGACAUCAGCAGAGAGCUGGAGGAGCUGGGAGAGAAACUGGAGGAGGCCGGAGGAGCCUCUGCUGCUCAGAUCGCUCUCAACAGGAAGAGGGAGGCUGACUUCCUGAAGAUGCGGCGGGAGAUGGAGGAGGCGGGCCUUCACCACGAGGCGACGGCCGCCAAUCUGAGGAAGAAGCACUCGGAUACGGUGGCGGAGCUGAGCGAGCAGAUCGACGCCCUGCAGAGAGCCAAACAGAAGCUGGAGAAGGAGAAGGUGGAGAUCCGGCUGGAGGCCGACGACCUGGCGUCGAACGUGGAGCAGCUGUCCAGGAACAAGGGCACUGUGGAGAAGAUGUGCAGGGCCUUUGAGGACCAGCUGAAUGAAACCAGGAGCCGAGCGGACGAUCUGCAGAGACAACUGGCUGAAGUUUCUGCUCAGAAAGCUCGAGCACUCACAGAGACCGUCGAGUACAGCCGUCGUCUGGAGGAGCGGGACGCCAUGAUUGGUCAGCUCCAGCGCUCCAAGGCGGGGCUUUGCCAAAACACCGAAGACCUGAAGAGACAGCUGGAGGAGGAGAGCAAAGCUCGCGUGGCGCUGGCUCACGCUGUGCAGUCAUCCCGUCAUGACUGCAGUCUGCUCAGGGAGCAGCUGGAGGGGGAGCAGGAGUUCAAAGCUGAGCUGCAGAGGGAGCUGUCCAAAGCCAACGGACAGGUGGCUCAGUGGAGAGCGAAGUACGAGACUGACGCCGUGCUGAGAAUCGAGGAGCUGGAGGACGCAAAGAAGAAGUUGGUGGUCAAACUUCAGACGGCUGAGGAAGCUGUGGAGACGUCUCACGCUAAAUGCUCCUCACUGGAGAAAACCAAACACGUAAUGCAGACUGAGAUCGAAGACCUGAUGGUUGAACUGGAACGAACCAACGCCGCCGCUCUGGCUCUGGACAAGAGGCAACGCAACUUUGACAAGCUGCUGAGUGACUGGAAGCUGAAGUUUGAGGAGAGUCAGACGGAGCUGGAGGCGUCACAGAGAGAGUCUCGCAGUCUGAGCACCGAACUCUUCAAGCUGAAGAACAGCUACGAAGAAGCUCUGGACCAUCUGGAGACAGUGAAACGAGAAAACAAAAACCUGCAAGAGGAGAUCCUGGACCUGUCGGAUCAGAUCAGUCAGGGAGGGAAGACCAUCUAUGAGCUGGAGAGAGUGAGGAAAAUCCUGGACAUGGAGAAGAGCGACAUCAGAGCGGCUCUGGAGGAGGCAGAGGGGACUCUGGAGCACGAGGAGAGUAAGACCCUGAGAUUUCAGUUGGAGCUGCAGCAGAUACGGAGCGAGAUUGAGCGCAAGAUUGCAGAGAAAGAUGAAGAGAUCGACAACCUCAGGCGGAGCCACCAGCGUGCCCUGGACGCCAUGCAGGCCAGUUUGGAGGCGGAGGUUCGUAGUCGCAGCGAGGCGGUCCGCCUGAAGAAGAAGAUGGAGUCGGACCUGAACGAGAUGGAGGUUCAGCUGGGACACGCCAACAGACAGGCGGCCGAGAGCCAGAGGAUCAUCAGACACCUGCAGACACAGGUCAAAGAGCACCAGGUGGAUCUGGAGGAUAAAGUCCAGCUGACCAAUCAGCUCAAAGAGCAGAUCGUCCUGCUGGAUCGACGCUGCGCGCUGAUGACGGCCGAGGAGGAGGAGCUGCGCGGGAUCCUGGAGCAGACCGACCGCGUCCGCAAGAUGGCCGAACACGAGCUGGUGGAGGUCAACGAGAGAGUUAACCUGCUCUCUACGCAGAACUCAGGUCUGAUGAACCAGAAGAAGAAGCUGGAGGCCGAUGUGUCCGUGCUGUCCGGCGAGGUGGACGAGGCGAUGCAGGAGAGCCGCAGCGCUGAGGAGAAAGCCAAGAAGGCCAUCACCGAUGCCGCUCUGAUGGCGGAGGAGCUGAAGAAGGAGCAGGACAGCAGCAGCAUGAUGGAGCGUCUGAGGAACAACAUGGUGUCCACGGUCAAAGAGCUGCAGGUCAAACUGGACGAGACGGAGCAGAUGGCGCUGAAGGGAGGAAAGAAGCAGAUUUAUAAAAUGGAGACGAGAGUGAGGGAGCUGCAGACGGAGCUGCUGAUGGAGCAGAAGAAGAGCGAGGAGUAUCAGAAAGGAGUCCGUCGCUACGAGCGGAGAGUCAAAGAGCUGACGUACCAGACGGAGGAGGACAGGAAGACUCUGCUGAGGAUGCAGGAGCUCAUCGAAAAGCUUCAGACCAAAGUCAAGAGCUACAAGAGACAAGCAGAGAACGCCGAGGAGCAGGUGAGCUGCAGCACGGUGCGUUUCAGGAAAGUCCAACACGAGCUGGAAGACGCCGAGGAGAGAGCCGACAUCGCCGAGACGACCGUCAACAAGCUGCGGAUUCGAACCCGCGAGCAGACCAGUAAGGUGGCUACGAUCGUCGAGUGAAGCUGCGCCGCUUCCUCAAACACCAUCGGUGUGUCUCUGUUGUUUGUGUGGCGUUAGUAUCGCCCGGGUCACAUGGCCUGUCCGAGCAGCGCAUGGUGGCUACCUCGCUGAACUGCUGCAGCUCGCACAUUUGUGGUGUUCACACUGAACAUUGUUGCUGCAGCGCUGCCGCAGAGCUGCCUGCUGCUGUGUUAUCAAAAUCACGCUACUGCAAAUAUUUCACAUUAAAACGCCUGGUGUUAACAACUGAAGGGAUUUUGUCAACAGAAACAUUGUCAGAGGGCUUUUACUUUGUUAAAUGGAAACACAAAAGGUUGGGUAAAACAGAAAUAUUUGUAUUUCCUAAUGUCUGUAACAAAAAGACAGUGAAACUGUAGUAAAAUGGGGUAUGAUAUAAAAAAUAUUCUUAAAGGACCAUUAAACUCAAUUUUUUGCUUAAAAAGCCAAAAAAAACAUCUAGAAUCCAUUUCUCUAGAUGUGCCGCAGCUGCGAGCCGCGCUGUGGCUGCUCGGACCUGUUAACACGAGCGCCGACAUAGAAGCAACAGGUUCUGCAACGCAUACACGCUGCUAAUGCAGGCAGUGUGGCCCGGGCGUAAUGUUUGAUUGGUGUGUGUUUGUGAUUUUUUGGGUGGGGGUGGGGGCCGGCAAAUCUGCAUCCGCUGUAUGUAAUCAUGUUAAUAUGUUUCUAUAUUCAUCGUAAAGCUUCGUGAGCUGGCUUGUAAAGGAAGUGUUGAGGGCCACAAGUAUGUAUGAGAGCUGGUGUCAGCAGCAAGCUAACAGUAUUUGUAGUACAAACAAAAAAAGGUUGGCAGUACUGAAUGUUUUUUUUAAAGAGAGACAGGAAGCUGCGAGGCGACUUGGUCGGCAGUGUUUCCUUCUGCCUUCCAGGCAGCCCGAGAGAUGUGCAUAAGAUGAAGUGAAGAGCGGUGAUUAUCAUCAUCUCGCUGCAUCUCCAUGAAUCGUGAAAGGAAUUUCCAGCACAGAGACAACACUAGUACAUGACAGACCAACUGCAGUAUUCACCAAACAUGAGAAAGUCUGUACUUACUCACCCCAAAUUCCUGCUUCUUGUAUUUCUCAUUCUGAGUGAAAAUUUUGCUGCUCGUUGCUGAAAAUGUUGAGAACGUGCAUGUUUUUUGGAGCUGAGGAGGAAAAAGAUAGAUUACGGGACAGAGAAUGAUUCAUAACUGCAGCACCGGCUGUAUUUAUUCAUGUUAAAUGCAGUGCAUUAGGUUAAAUCUGCAAUAAGUGAUGUUUUAAAAAUUGGAUCAAAUGACAGUGAUGUAAAAGUGUUUCUCGUAGUGCAGAACACACUGAGAAUCAUCACCAGCUAAGCAGCUCUGUGCCGUCUGUAGCUCUGUAUUAUUCGUAACUUUAGUCCGCUCACCAGCUGUCCGUAUAAAACUACGGUCAGCUGUUUCCAAAAACAAACCGCCACGAUCGCGUUUGCCCUGGAACAGCUGGAACAGCCCUGUGCACAGAGCCCUCUGCUCGUACUAGGCGCUCAUUUCGUCUGUAUUUGUGUGCGUUUUCUGAAAGCUUAUGGAUUAAGACGAAACCAAGCAUUAUCGGCGGGAUUCAUAACGUACUUCAACACCUUCUUAUUCCAAGUCAUCACAUGCUGCUACAUAUUACGCUCUAGGUAUCUUUCUGCGUUUGCUAUUCACCUUUCGGGAUCCCGCUACUGUGAUGUCAUCACAAGCACAUGGUCAUGAGGACGGUUGGGUUUAGCAGAGUAUGAAGCCAGUGAUGGUAAAAACAUUUGAAAUGAUCUGUUUUCAUACGUAAAAAGAGAAUAAAUGAGCCCUUAGCUGAGAUGAUACUUUAUGUGACGGUACACCAGGUUCUCUGCCCUCUAGUGGUCAAAAAGCUUUCUUAAUUUUUGGAAAAAAAGCACAACAACACAUGUAAGAUACAUAAGAGUGCUUGUCUUCAGAUUGUAUGUUUGGCUAUUUAUGUGUGUGGUUUCUUUGUAGUUAAUGAUUUUAACAGAAAUCUUCAGUGUAGUAAAGUUAAAGAAAAAUAAAUACCUUUUUGUGUUUGAA